Molecule: messenger RNA, 1593 nt
Organism: Pyrus x bretschneideri (Chinese white pear)
Lineage: Eukaryota; Viridiplantae; Streptophyta; Magnoliopsida; Rosales; Rosaceae
Product: putative glucose-6-phosphate 1-epimerase
Exons: 9
Coding region: 179-1237 (352 amino acids)
Biological process (GO): carbohydrate metabolic process
Molecular function (GO): carbohydrate binding; isomerase activity
Source: RefSeq, a predicted model, not a curated record
GAAAAUAUUAAAAAGAAGAAAGGAAGAAGACAAGAGGAAGUUUCACGAGAGAGAGAAACUUGGCAGUUGCUCUGCUGCUGCUACUUCCAUAACUGCCUUUCAGUUUCUCAGGCAACAUCAACAACAACAAGAGCCGAUUCUCGAGAGAGAGAGAGAUCGAUCCUUUUACAGAGACGGAAUGAGCAGCGACAAGUCUCCGAAUCCAAUCGCUGCUUCUGCUGCAGCAUCUCCCACAAAUGCAUCCAGUAAUACUACCACUGGCGGUGGUGGCUCUGCUGCCGUUGCUAAUGCUAACGUAAGCCUUCAUCCCGGCGUUGAAUCCUGUAAGGGCAUCAAUGGCCUUGACAAGCUCGUCCUCCAUGAUCCACGAGGCAGUUCUGCUGAGGUGUAUUUGUAUGGGGCUCAUGUAACUUCAUGGAAGAAUGAUCAUGGAGAGGAAUUGCUGUUUGUUAGCAGUAAGGCUAUCUUUAAGCCUCCAAAAGCAAUUCGUGGGGGAAUCCCGUUAUGCUUUCCGCAAUUUUCAAAUCUUGGGCCUCUUGAUGCACAUGGAUUUGCUAGAAACAGAUUUUGGAGCAUUGACUCUGAUCCAUCUCCGUUCCCAACAAAUAGCCCCAAUAAAGUUUCUGUUGACCUGAUCCUUAAGCCUACUGAAGAAGAUAUGAAGACCUGGCCUCACAGUUAUGAGUUCCGGCUGCGGGUAGCUUUGGGACCCGGAGGAGAUCUGACAUUGAUAUCCCGCAUCAGGAAUACCAACACCGAUGGGAAGCCGUUCACAUUCACAUUUGCAUAUCACACUUACUUCGCUGUUUCAGAUAUCAGUGAAGUUCGCGUAGAAGGAUUGGAAACCUUGGAUUAUCUUGACAACUUGCAGAGCAGGAAACGUUGCACUGAACAAGGCGAUGCUAUAACAUUUGAGUCAGAGGUGGACAAGAUAUAUCUGAGCACUCCUACAAAGAUUGCAAUUCUGGAUCAUGAGAAGAAGAGAACAUUUGUAAUACGCAAAGAUGGUCUUCCAGAUGCUGUUGUAUGGAAUCCCUGGGAUAAGAAGGCGAAGGCUUUGACUGACUUUGGAGAUGAUGAAUACAAGCAUAUGCUGUGUGUGGAGGCUGCUGCUAUUGAGAAACCUGUAACAUUGAAACCUGGAGAGGAGUGGAGAGGAAGGCAGGAGCUUUCAGCUGUUCCUUCCAGUUACUGCAGCGGGCAACUUGAUCCCCGAAAGGUUCUUCAGGGAAGCUGAAAGUUCCAUCAUUCUGGCCUAUACUUUGUACAGGUAUGCUGUUGCACAUGUACAUCGGUCGGGAAAACAAAUUCAGCCCGCUAUUUUCGCUCCGAGAAUUUUACUGUGUUGGGUGAAAUGAUCGAUUCAUGAGUACAUAUGACUCGAUAUAAUAUGUUUUUUUUUUAAGUCGAUGAAGUUUUUUUUAUUUUUUUAUUUUUGGUGUGGAAGGAAAUUAACUCGAGUGGAAAUGGUCGACACUUGGUCCGGUGGAUGAGAGACUGUACGUGUUUUUGUUAAACGAAAUGUCAGUGAAUGUUAUUUUCGAUUUAGAUUCGAUUUGAUUUGGUUUACGGUAAUUCCUUCUUAUCUUAAAA